UCCCGUUGAGCGCUUCGCAGUGCGCAUAUCAAAAGCAAUUCUUAUCCAUCUUCCGUACCGAACUCUGAUCUCUUCGCAGCUUCCGCAACACAAUGCAAGUGUUAUUGCUCUUUUUUGUUGCCUGCGUAUCCAUUGGCCAUACGCAGGCAUACUCGGCGUAUCGGGAUGCUCAGAUUAUAGCUGAGUAUAAGCGGCAGCUGAUAUUGAAUCAUGCCAAGAUCGCGCGUCAAUUGGUCCAUCGCGCCAAUUGGGCGUCUGUGGGCAGCAUUUCGACCAAUAAAAUUGUGAAAGACUAUCCCAUGGUGAACAUUAUCUCAAUUGACGACAAUAACCUGGAGGGCAAGUCUUCGGGCGUGAUUCGUUUCCUGCUCACCGAUUUGGACUUCACGGGUCCGGACUGGCAGAACAAUAACAAAGUAACUUUCCUGUUUUCGGAUGAGCAGACGCUGAACUGCAAAAAUGCCAACAAGGAUCCGAUGGAGCCUACCUGUGCGCGCGUGAUAAUCAGUGGCCAAGUCAAGAAGCUCCCGAAGGAUGAACCUAGCUAUACUCCAGCCCUUAAUACAUUUAUUGCUCGUCAUCCGGCAGCGGCUAAUUGGAUAAAAAAACACAACUUCUAUCUCUGUGAGCUCGAUAUUCAGAAUAUAUUCGUGCUGGACUUCUAUGGCGGGCCGCACCAGGUUAACGCCUCGGACUAUUAUGCAAUUAAAAUUUAAGACUGGGUUUGAGUAGGUCUCCCUAUAAGACCCACAAGUCUUUUGUUUACAAUCCGAGAAAUGUAUAUAGUGAUAAGCAAAAGUCUAUAUAAUGCUCUACUGAACAAGCGAUCCUACGUGCUUCCCGUCUCGCCCUCUUUUUUUUUCUAUCGGACUUUGCAUGUGAUAAGCUUUAACAUAAUAUAGAACAAAUGGUGAUAAAUGUGUA
Drosophila arizonae is the source of this 924-nucleotide messenger RNA. RefSeq names its product Cellular Repressor of E1A-stimulated Genes (gene CREG). The record is from RefSeq and is a predicted model, not a curated record. NCBI's taxonomy places the organism in Eukaryota, Metazoa, Arthropoda, Insecta, Diptera, Drosophilidae.